GCCCUCUAAGUUUUCAAAAUUUAAAUUAACCCUCUCGGAUAAGACACAGCUCGCUCUCUCUCUCUCUCUCUCUCCAUUUUUUCAGACUCAAAAACCUCUAUACAUUUACUCAGAUGAAAUUUAAUUCUCUUUGCUGUAUUUGGAAUUAGGGCCAAGGAGGAAGAAAUGGUUGGUGAAGAUGUAGGAAAUAGUGGUGGUGAUAGUGUUGUGCUGGAUUUAUUGGCUGAAAAUGCUCUAACUGUAAGGAAAUUGAAGGGCCACCCAGUUAAUGUCGAGAAUGCUGAUAUGAACCCUUCAGGGUCAUCAGGUGAUGUUUGCCGGACUUACAAGAGGCGGAAGCGUACCAAAGUAGUAGAAGAGGGCAAGGUUCCGGCUUGUCAUAAUACUUACAAGUCAAUGAAUGAACCACUAGAUACAGCUCUUAACAAAAGUUCCUGCACACAAGCUAGUGUAGCUCAUUUGAGACCACAUGGUCUUCUGAAUGAUUUCAGUUAUCAGCCUGUUAGAAAUUGGAAGGGUGCUGUUCUGAAGCAGAUGUUUCAAUCACUAGAGAGUGAUGGUGGUUUAAAAGAGUGUAUUCAAGAGGCACUUGCAUCACAUGCAGAAGCCGGUUGUGCUGUUGAAACUAAGGAAUCUGGAAAGUGUUGUGAUUAUGGGAACAGACAUUCUCUGCCAUCAAAUUUUGUAUCUCAAAAUGGAACAAUGGUCCUGUCUAAUGGAUCAGUGGAUGAGCCAAAAAGAUACACAGUGACAGAGCUCUGUCAGCAGAUGUUUCUUGAUAUUGUUAAAUCAGAAAAAUUUGCUCAACUAUGUGAUGUGCUUUUUAAAAAUUUUGAAGGAAUGAAGGUUGACAAAUUUUUUGAUGUCAGUCAUAUUCACUCAAGGAUGAAAGAUGGAUCUUAUGAGGGCUCAUCCCUCCUUUUUCAAUCAGAUAUUCAACAGAUGUGGACAAAGCUUCAUGAAGUUGGCAGUGAAAUGAUUUCUCUUUCAAGGAGCCUUUCAGACAUAUCAAGGGCUUCUUUCCAUGCUCAGGUGAGCUGUUCAACGCGUGGAAUUACUGAGGAUGGAAAAGAUGAGUUGGUUGCUAAAAUGGAGCAAGCAGAGAUCUCUGGUGUAAAUAAAAGGUGUGCUUGCCAAUGUUGUGGGGAGAAGGCGGAUGGUAGAGAUAGUUUAGCUUGUGAUUCAUGUGAGGAGAUUUACCACGUCUGCUGUGUUGAGCCUACUGUGAAAGAAAUUCCACUAAAAAGUUGGUACUGUGCCAAAUGUACUGCAAAGGGAAUUGAGUCACCGCAUGACAACUGUGUAGUAUGCGAAAGACUCAGCGCCUCUAGAUCAGUGAUAAUUGAAGAUGGGGUUGAAGAAUCUACUACUGAAGACAUGCUUCUGGAAUUGGAAGAGAGCUUAAAUGGUUUAGUGGAUGAUGAACUUAAACUAUGUAAAGGAGUUGAGGAUCUGCCCUGUUGCAACAUAUGUAGAACUGAGGUGGGAAGUAAUGGAAACUAUAAAGUAUGUGGCCAUUCCUUCUGCCCUCACAAAUUUUACCAUGAGAGGUGCUUGACUAGAAAGCAGUUGGAUACUUAUGGCUCCUGCUGGUACUGUCCGUCGUGUCUGUGUAGAGCUUGCCUUAAAGAUUGUGAUGAUGACAAAAUUGUACUUUGUGACGGCUGUGAUCAUGCUUAUCAUAUUUUCUGCAUGCAGCCACCACGCACUUCAAUUCCUAGAGGGAAAUGGUUUUGCAGAAAAUGUGACAUGCAGAUACAGCGUAUACGCAAAGCAAAAAGGACAUAUGAAACUAAGCAAAAUGAAUUGAAAAAGAGAACUGACCAGUGUGGAAGAUUAGGUGUACCAAAAGGUAAGGAUGAGGAAGCUUUAAACAAAUCUGGAGGUGUGGAAAUGCUUCUAAAUGCUGCCAAAACUCUCAACUACCAGGAGGAUUUAGCUGCUUUUGGAUCGAAGGACCAAUAGAACUUAGAUUAUGCAUGAGUUACGGUAUCUCUGUAGACGACGGAUGUUGUUCCAGAGUAGUUGUCAGUGGUACAUGACCUGGUUGCUGGAUCUUUGUGGCCUGUAACAAUGACACAAGUCUUGACCUGACUCUUCAGAUUUUGGUAGCAUAGAAUUUCUUGUCUAACCGAUAGUCCUAACAGCCAUGCCUGAACUGUUUCAGAUUGUAUUUUUGGUACAUAUUCUUUCUGGGAUAAUCAGCAACUGAUGUUCCAUGUGUUGUAAAAUGAAAGGAGCAUAAGUAGAGCCUGUUUUCCGAAUAUCAAAGCGAAGUAAUCUGCCGUGAUCUGUUGUAUAAGCCAUUGUUGCAUUGACUGUAUCAAGUUAAAUUUCUUAGCAUUAACUUGGUUUUUUAUAUAUUAAGUAAAAGUGCGGAUA
Messenger RNA from Nicotiana attenuata, 2382 nucleotides. RefSeq names its product PHD finger protein EHD3. The transcript is spliced from 7 exons. The record is from RefSeq and is a predicted model, not a curated record. Bases 166 to 1965 code for a protein of 599 amino acids. Lineage: Eukaryota; Viridiplantae; Streptophyta; Magnoliopsida; Solanales; Solanaceae.